CAGAGUCCUCCGACUCGCCCUCGGCCUUCCGCGCCAGCCGCAGCCUUGCCGCAUCGCCACCCGCAGCCUUAGCCCAGCCCUAGGCGCCGCCCGGUCCCCGGCUCCUGCGGCAGCGGCUCCAGGCAGUCCCUGCGCCGACACCCUGGAGGGUGGGAUGCUCUUGUCCAAAAUCAACUCGCUUGCCCACCUGCGCGCCGCGCCCUGCAACGACCUGCACGCCCCCAAGCUGGCGCCCGGCAAGGAGAAGGAGCCCCUGGAGUCGCAGUACCAGGUGGGCCCGCUACUGGGCAGCGGCGGCUUCGGCUCCGUGUACUCAGGCGUCCGUGUCGCCGACAACUUGCCGGUGGCCAUCAAGCACGUGGAGAAGGACCGGAUUUCCGACUGGGGCGAGCUGCCCAAUGGAACCCGGGUGCCCAUGGAAGUGGUGCUGCUGAAGAAGGUGAGCUCGGGCUUCUCGGGCGUCAUCCGGCUCCUGGACUGGUUCGAGAGGCCCGACAGUUUCGUGCUGAUCCUGGAGCGGCCGGAGCCGGUGCAGGACCUCUUCGACUUCAUCACGGAGCGGGGGCCCUUGCAGGAGGAGCUGGCCCGCAGCUUCUUCUGGCAGGUGCUGGAGGCCGUGCGGCACUGCCACAGCUGCGGGGUGCUCCACCGCGACAUCAAGGACGAGAACAUCCUCAUCGACCUCCACCGCGGCGAGCUGAAGCUCAUCGACUUCGGGUCGGGGGCGCUGCUCAAGGACACCGUUUACACGGACUUUGACGGGACCCGAGUGUAUAGUCCUCCAGAGUGGAUCCGCUACCAUCGCUACCACGGCAGGUCGGCAGCGGUCUGGUCCCUGGGGAUCCUGCUGUAUGACAUGGUCUGCGGAGAUAUUCCUUUUGAGCACGAUGAGGAGAUCGUCAGGGGCCAAGUUUUCUUCAGGCAGAGGGUCUCUUCAGAGUGUCAGCAUCUCAUUAGAUGGUGCUUAGCCCUGAGACCAUCCGACCGGCCAUCCUUUGAAGAAAUCCAGAAUCAUCCGUGAUGCAAGAUGUGCUCCUGCCCCAGGAAACUGCUGAGAUCCAUCUCC
Molecule: messenger RNA, 1066 nt
Organism: Myotis lucifugus (little brown bat)
Lineage: Eukaryota; Metazoa; Chordata; Mammalia; Chiroptera; Vespertilionidae
Gene: PIM1
Product: Pim-1 proto-oncogene, serine/threonine kinase
Biological process (GO): protein autophosphorylation; negative regulation of apoptotic process
Cellular component (GO): cytoplasm
Molecular function (GO): ATP binding; protein serine/threonine kinase activity
Source: RefSeq, a predicted model, not a curated record